AUGAAAAGGAAAACAAAUGUUGAAGUUGGGAAAAUUAUGACUGACAAGAUGGUAGCUGCUACAUCUUCGCAAGGUGGCACUUCGAGUGUUACUGCGAAGAGGAAACAAAGGAUAAUAGUUACAAUUGAAGAGUCACUCAAUUUUCCUAACCUAGAUGAGGGACCCAAUGAGAGGACAACAUUUGAACAUUCAGAUUAUGUUCUUGUCACUGAUGUGAGGAGUAAAGUGAGGACAACAGGCGUUGCUUAUGCUCAAAACAUGCAAGAUUUUGACAAGAGAUCGUCUAAGGUUGAGGUUGCAUUGUCUACAUUUCGAUCGAACCAUGAAGCUUUGUCUGUCAAGUUCACAUUUGAAGUUAAUGAAAUUAAAAAGAUGCUGGAAACUCUUUCUGAAAAGGUGUGUAAAAAUGGGAGAGAUCCACCUACGGCGGAGUAUGUGCAU
This is a messenger RNA of Ilex paraguariensis (yerba mate), 441 nucleotides long. The record is from the annotation of a GenBank genome assembly. NCBI's taxonomy places the organism in Eukaryota, Viridiplantae, Streptophyta, Magnoliopsida, Aquifoliales, Aquifoliaceae.